Molecule: messenger RNA, 1818 nt
Organism: Chara braunii
Lineage: Eukaryota; Viridiplantae; Streptophyta; Charophyceae; Charales; Characeae
Source: the annotation of a GenBank genome assembly
UUUAGAAAAAUAGAGGUAUUGAAGAAGUGGUUGGCUUAACCAAGGGCGUAGAGAUGGCCACCUCGUCUCAAAACACUGCUACCUUGGAUUAGAACCCUCUGGAAAAACUGGUCAAGGUGAUUGGCAACAAAGCACUUAAAUUCAUUGAGAAAACAAGAGUCCAGGGGAUUCAAACCACUGAAAUGCAAAGAACUGAUGGCAAGGAUGAAGAGGUCAUUGUUUGGAAAUACCCAGAGGAAAAGGUGGCUGAGCUGGAUGAUUUGCACGAAAGGCAUGGAGUGGUGUUUAACUUUGCACGCCACGGGGCAGAUCUUCAGCUGACAGAGAAGAGAAAAUGGGUCAUAGAUACUAUCAGAAAGGAACCGAGACUCGAACAAAUUGGAGAAGCCUUCACCUUGCAAAAUCUGGGUCACAAUAACAUUAUGGCACUGUUCAUUCAUGAAGAUCACGCACGGAUUGCAGCCGAGAUGCAGUCUAGAAACUGCAACGGAUCAGUGUGCACUAUCACAAAAUGGAAGAAACUUACUGUACAGAGACAAAACCCUGUCUUCAUAGUAUCGUACAGACAGACUCUGCUAAAAGAGAACUUAUGGGUCCGGUUCGACAAUAUUCAGCCGGGUUUCCAUGGAUUGCUGGUGGACAGACUGGAGAGACAGUACACAGCAAACAAGAUCCUCAAAUGGAUCUUACCGACCCCAAAAUUCCUGGCUCCGCACUGCGGGUCUAUGACAGUUGUGUUAGAGGUUAAGAUAGACGACCCCUCGGUUUUCCCACCAACAUGGAAAUUGCAGAUUGAGAACAGAGUAGUGGAAGUGAGGGUGUCGACCAAGACCUCCCCGAUCUGCUUCAGAAGCAGGAAGCGGGGCCACAUGGGAACAGGCCCCAACUGUCCGAAGUUCCCAAAACAGUCAAAAGAGAAGAAACUUUUGCCCAAUAUGCUAGUGGAAGUGGAAGAUGCUCCGGGUACAUGGUUCGUCGCAGACUCCAACUAUGAUGGAUACGUUAGAAAAGUUGAUGAGUGGCAGAUAGCCAUUGAUGUGUCCUUCAAAAUCCCGAUGUUCGUCGAAGGCCAGAAUGUGGUAAACAUCCUUCAAGAGAAGGUGACUGCGGAAAGCCCUUGCGACAUAUUCAAGACUGUUCCGCCGGAAUCGGACCAGGAUGACAUCCUCUCCCAAGAUGGUCAAGACGAUCAGCUGACACGAGGAACGGAGUCCAGGAGACACUCUCCCCGAGCGUUCUCACCCUUGAUAGCUAAGAUGCCUCAAAAGACGCAGCUGAAGACCGGAAUGAUUUGGAAACUGUGGAAAACAGUGACAAUUGUUCCUUACAACAUAUUGGCAGGAUUGGGUGUCUCAACGGAACUAGUGGCAGCGUCGGUGGCCCACCUUGCUUCCAUGGGGAUGCUGGAUGGGGAUGACGACCUGGAUGCAAGAGCGUAUGUCACAAACUGGGACAGAUUCUAUAGAAGCGAUGAGUCGGAAGGCCAGCCGGAACCAUGGGACGGGGACGACGAGAAGGAAGGCGAGGGGCUGAGCCUAAAUUCGGGGAAGGAUAUGAGCGAAAACGAAGGGCUAGACAAGAUAGACGAUCCCGACGAAAAGCCGGUUACAACAAUGGGGCAUGACACGUUGGGGGUCGAUUCAGGGGACACGGCGGUGGGGAUGGACACGAGCGGGUUUCCCCCCUCCUAGAUUCCCUGUCCCAACUAUACGAUGGCUGCGACUUGCUUUGAACAGCGGCAAAGAUGGAGGAUUUCAAAAGAGUGGCCAAUGUGGGGGCAGAUCGUGGGGCCUGGAAGAAUCAAGGGAUAGUUAAUAG